UUGACCAUUUCUCUACUCUUAUCUAGAUCAGGACAGUCCAACCCAACCUUUUAUCUCCAGAAAGGCUUUCAACAAUAUGUACUCAGGAAGAAACCACCUGGUCCACUUCUUCCUAAAGCACAUAAGAUUGAUAGAGAAUUUAAAGUCCAGAAAGCUUUGUUUUCAAUUGGAUUCCCUGUUCCCAAGCCUUUACUGUACUGCAGCAAUGCUUCUGUUAUUGGAACAGAAUUUUAUGUGAUGGAACAUGUGCAGGGUCGAAUCUUUCGUGAUUUCACAAUUCCUGGAGUUAGCCCAGCAGAGCGCUCAGCCAUAUAUGUGGCCAUGAUAGAAACCCUGGCUCAGUUACAUUCCCUGAAUAUACACUCAUUGCAGCUGGAAGGAUAUGGUAUAGGUUCUGGGUACUGCAAAAGGCAGUCUCGAGUUAUAGCUGUACUGGAUUGGGAGCUUUCAACCAUUGGUCAUCCUUUGUCAGACUUAGCACAUCUCUGUAUGUUCUACUUUUGGCCAAGGGCAGUUCCACUGAUAAGUCAAGGUUCUUUUUUUCAAGAAGACAUAGGGAUACCAUCAAUGGAGGAACUAAUUUCAGUAUAUUGCCGCUGCAGGGGAAUCACUCCUAUUCUUCCUAACUGGAAUUUCUUUCUUGCCCUUUCAUUUUUUAAAAUGGCUGCGAUAGUACAGGGAGUAUACAGUAGAUAUCUUCUUGGAAAUAAUGUAUCUGAGAAUAGCUUUCAGUUUGCCAAUGUUGUGCAACCUCUGGCAGAAACUGGUCUGCAGCUCUCAAAAAGCCGUUAUUCAAAAGAGAGGCCAGAAUUAGCAGAGGAAGCCACGCAGCCUUGCUCUUUCAUUCAUAAACAUGAACGGGCAGUCAAGGAAAACAUGCAGCACAGGAGAGAAGUGUCCCAAGAAAUGGCCAAAGCAGAGGGCCUCUGGAACUUGUUUUUGCCAGCUGUAAGCGGUCUCAACCAGGUGGACUAUGCCUUGAUUGCUGAGGAAACAGGGAAAUGCUUUUUUGCUCCAGAUGUCUUCAACUGCCAAGCACCAGACACGGGGAACAUGGAGUUGCUGCACCUCUAUGGAAAUGAAAAGCAGAAGCAGCAGUGGCUUGAGCCUCUUCUUCAAGGGAGCAUUGCCUCCUGCUUCUGUAUGACAGAGCCUGAUGUCGCAUCCAGUGAUGCCACGAAUAUUGAAUGUAGCAUCCAACGAGAUGGAGAUAGUUACGUAAUUAAUGGCAAGAAGUGGUGGAGUAGCGGAGCUGGUAACCCAAAGUGCAAAAUUGCAGUUGUUUUGGGAAGAACUAGAAAUACCUCUGCAAGCAGACACAAACAGCACAGCAUGAUUCUUGUUCCGAUCAGCACACCUGGAGUAGAAGUAGUCAGGCCUUUGUCAGUUUUUGGCUACAUGGAUCAUUUGCACGGAGGACAUUUUGAGAUCCAUUUUAAUCAAGUGCGAGUUCCUGCCACCAAUUUAAUACUAGGUGAAGGAAGAGGGUUUGAAAUUGCCCAGGGCCGCCUUGGACCUGGCAGAAUCCACCACUGUAUGAGAGUGGUAGGCUUGGCGGAACGCGCUUUGCAGAUCAUGUGUAAACGGGCAGCACAAAGGGUGGCCUUUAAGAAGAAGCUGUAUUCACAUGAAGUUGUGGCUCACUGGAUUGCUGAAAGCCGCAUUGCCAUUGAAGAGAUCCGCUUGUUGACCCUGAGAGCCGCCCACAAAAUUGACACUCUGGGCAGUGCUGGCGCCAAGAAAGAGAUUGCAAUGAUUAAAGUGGCUGCCCCGCGGGCAGCCUGCAAAAUUAUUGACCAGGCCAUCCAAGUGUGCGGAGGCGCAGGUCUGUCCCAGGAUUACCCGCUGGCUUACAUGUACGCCUUAACGCGAUCUUUGCGCUUAGCAGAUGGGCCCGAUGAAGUCCACCUCUCAGCGAUCGCAAAAUUGGAGCUUAAGGACCAAGCCAGAAGCUUGAUGGCCAAGAUGUAGGAAGGCGACACCGCCUCACCAUUAGACAAGCUUCAUGGGCUCCAGCAUUUGAAUCUCAUUCUAUUUUUGCAGCAAUUUAACCACAGGAUUUAAUUACUCACUUUUAGUAAAGAUUUGAGCAUCUGUUUUGAUCAGUGGGUGUUAUAAUUUCAAGGGUCACACAGGUUUAAGUUAGAUAAGAAAUACUAUAGCUGUUGUCAUUCAGUCUAAUACCUAAGUGUUUUGCAUUUUUUAAAUACUCAACUAGUAAAGAGAUAAUGAAAUAAAUUGAGAGCUAAAGCAUAGGCAUAAAAAUAUUUUCACUUUGAUUCUCAUGACUUGUUCCAUUUAAAUAAAUAUUCAAGGAAUAUUUACUCACUCCUUUGUAAAUAAUAUAAUGGGAUCUCCUUUUCAACACUGGUCUUAGGGGUUGGUUUAAUAUUUUGCAUUAAUGUUUACUUUGGAGAAAGAUGCAUGGCUAAUUGGGUCAUUUUAGAAUUCAUAUCAAAGUUUCUCCAUAAUUUGACAGGAAGCAUUUAUACAUAAUAUCUGAAUGUAGUUUAACAUUUAUUACAAAAUAUGGCAUAUUAUGACAAAAUGUAAUUAAGAAAAAUUUUAAUUUAUACUAUGUUGAUGAGACAGUGGAUAGUUACAA
This is a messenger RNA of Hipposideros armiger (great roundleaf bat), 2605 nucleotides long. It is a transcript of the gene ACAD11, whose product is annotated as acyl-CoA dehydrogenase family member 11. Gene Ontology annotation, cellular component: mitochondrion; cytoplasm. NCBI's taxonomy places the organism in Eukaryota, Metazoa, Chordata, Mammalia, Chiroptera, Hipposideridae. Gene Ontology annotation, biological process: fatty acid beta-oxidation using acyl-CoA dehydrogenase. Gene Ontology annotation, molecular function: flavin adenine dinucleotide binding; acyl-CoA dehydrogenase activity. The transcript has 17 exons. The annotation marks the transcript as partial. The record is from RefSeq and is a predicted model, not a curated record.